GGAAGCGGCGAGCCAGUGGGGGCUCCCUGGCCAGCGGCGUUCCAGGGCCAUGGGGCUGCCGUGGGCGACCGCGAGCGCCGAGGGGGCUCCCGUGCGGCUGCCUCUGGUGCUCACGGCGCUGUGGGCCGCGGCCGUGGGCCUGGAGCUGGCUUACGUGCUGGUGCUGGGUCCGGGGCCUCCGCCGCUGGGCCCCCUGGCCAGGACCUUGCAGCUGGCGCUGGCCGCCUUCCAGCUGCUGAACCUGCUGGGCAACGUGGGGCUGUUUCUGCGCUCGGACCCCAGCAUCCGCGGCGUGAUGCUAGCUGGCCGCGGGCUGGGCCAGGGCUGGGCGUACUGCCACCAGUGCCAGAGUCAGGUGCCACCACGGAGCGGGCACUGCUCGGCCUGCCGUGUGUGCAUCCUGCGUCGGGACCAUCACUGCCGCCUGCUGGACCGCUGCGUGGGCUUCCAUAACUACCGGCCUUUCCUGUGCCUGCUGCUGCACGCCGCCGGCGUCCUCCUGCACAUCUCAGUGCUGCUGGGCCCCGCGUUGGCUGCCCUGCUGCGGACCCAGGCGCCCCUGCACACCGCCGCCCUCCUUCUGCUUCCUUGGCUCAUGCUGCUCACAGGCCGGGUGUCUCUGGCGCAGUUUGCUCUGGCCUUUGUGAUGGACACGUGUGUGGCAGGGGCGCUGCUGUGUGUGGCCGGGCUGCUCUUCCACGGGACGCUGCUGCUGCGGGGCCAGACAACGUGGGAGUGGGCACGGGGCCAGCAUGCCUACGACCUGGGCCCCAGCCUCAACCUGCAGGCGGCCCUGGGGCCCCGCUGGGCCCUGGUCUGGCUCUGGCCUUUCUUGGCUUCCCCAUUGCCAGGGGAUGGGGUCACCUUCCCCACAGCCACAGAGGGGGAACUUAGGGCUUCUUGACCCCCGGGAGAGCUGGCACUUCCUGGGCACUGGGGGUGUAUGGCAGGGGCUGCACCUAGAACUCUCAGGGAGGAAGUUGGAUUGGCCUGAGAGCUGCAGUGGGCAUCGUCAGCUCUGCCUUGGCCGUGGCCUUGCCUCUGCCCACCGCCCCCUCCCCUCCCUCCUCACUCUCCAGUCUUUGCUGUGUUCCUGGUCCCUCCCUAAGCCGGGGCUGCUGCUUCUGGGUGCCCCGAUUGUCUGAGGGCCCAGGGCUCUCUUCUGGCCUGGCUGCAGGGCUGGGGCAGUGAGGCAACCAACAUUCCAGGGUCCCACACGUUGUUGUUAGAAGCACCUUUGAGGUGUGGCAGCCUCCUGUGGCCCCCCCACAGCUGCCCUGUCCAUGUCGCAGCAGCUCUCCUGAUGUCAUGGUAAAUAUCCUGAGCAUAAGUGACAGGCCGCACCGAGACCAUGGGGCAGGAGGUGGAGCUGGGCAGGCCUGAGCCCAGGCCAGUGGCACGUGACGGCCCAGGGAGUGCGGGACCCUGCUUGACGUGGGUCUUUGCUCCCCCUGCACCUUGCACAGCUGAAGGGAGCAGUGCUCCUCAGAGCUCCUGGGGAACUGUUUCUGUAAUAUCAUCGGCAGGGUGAAACGGCUGGGCAGAGAGGAGAGAGGGAGACACGAAUGUGGCAAGGAGGCUGCUUCCUCUCAGCAGAGAAUCAGGGGCCCCAGUGGGGAUGCGUGAAGGUGCUGUCACCCUUCUGGGGUGAGGCAGAGUGGAGGAUAAACUAGAGGUGAGCAGUUCCAGUUCCCAGGGGUGCUGGGGGGAAAGACUCUCGGCCCAAAAUGGGGUUCAGUCCACAGGAAGGCCCUCCUGUGAAUGGCAGGCAUACCCUGGGACUCCUUUUAAAAUUGGAGAGAGGUGUGCAGAGUUCACUCCCUAGGCACCUGCUUGAAGCCCCCAGAGCAGAGUCAGCCCAGUCUCCCCUUUGCUCCAGCCGUCUCCUGCUGCCUCCCCAUGGUACACAUGGGUCAGAAGCACCUGAUAUGACCAGACACCCUGAUACAGAACGAGGGUGUCCUAACCCUUGGCUUCCCCUAUGGCCACCCUCCCUCCCCCACUCCCAGGGCUCACGUAGCAGGUUCCAUGCAUGUGGGCCCGAGAUGCCUGGCCCCUGGCGCUCACCCUGCUGCCUCCUCCCUUGCCUCCCCAUUUCCCACGGGCUGUCUGCUAGUCCUCUCUGAUUGAGGGAGGGGAUACUGUCUUGUCCCGAUUGUUCCUGUGUUUGCGUUCCUCUCACAGGAUUGUACUGCUUCUGCAUGUUUUGUGUUUUAUAUUUUAUACAAACGAUGAGUACACCUUGCCACUUCCCA
Molecule: messenger RNA, 2255 nt
Organism: Ochotona curzoniae (black-lipped pika)
Lineage: Eukaryota; Metazoa; Chordata; Mammalia; Lagomorpha; Ochotonidae
Gene: ZDHHC24
Product: zinc finger DHHC-type containing 24
Exons: 3
Coding region: 50-904 (284 amino acids)
Biological process (GO): peptidyl-L-cysteine S-palmitoylation; protein targeting to membrane
Cellular component (GO): endoplasmic reticulum; Golgi apparatus
Molecular function (GO): protein-cysteine S-palmitoyltransferase activity
Source: RefSeq, a predicted model, not a curated record